UCACUCCGCACGCAAUACUCUCUGUCUCUCUCUCUCUCUCACACACUCUCUCUCUCUUUCUCUCUCACACACUCUCUCUCUCUUUCUCUUCCCCCCUCUCUUUCAGUAUCUCUCUGCCCCCCCUUUUUUAGUCUCUCUCUCUAUCAGAGAAGAGCAGCGGCGUCCGCGUUACACUUUUUCAGGCAUCCAUGGCGCUGUGUAACGGCGAUACCAAGCUGGAUAUCAGUGGCGAGCCUACAGACGGGUUGCAGGACUACGACGGGGCCGUGGUGAUCCUGGACGCCGGGGCGCAGUAUGGAAAAGUGAUUGACAGGCGAGUGAGAGAGCUGUUAGUGCAGUCGGAGAUCCUGCCGCUAGAGACGCCCGCCUUCGCCAUCAGAGAGCAGGGCUUCAGGGCCAUCAUUAUAUCUGGCGGUCCGAAUUCGGUCUACGCGGAAGAUGCACCUUGGUUCGACCCCGCCAUAUUCACCAUCGGAAAACCCGUACUGGGGAUCUGCUACGGCAUGCAGAUGAUGAAUAAAGUGUUCGGAGGCACGGUACACAGGAAAAGCGUCCGAGAAGACGGCGUGUUCAGCAUCGGAGUAGACAACUCCUGCUCCCUUUUCAGGGGUCUACAGAAGGAGGAGAUGGUGCUCUUGACUCACGGAGACAGUGUGGAUAAGGUAGCGGAUGGGUUCAAAGUCGUUGCUCAGUCUGGAAACAUUAUUGCAGGUAUCGCCAACGAGCAGAAGAAGCUCUACGGGACGCAGUUUCACCCGGAAGUAGAUCUGACGGAGCGGGGCAUGGACAUGCUGCGGAACUUCCUGUUUGAGAUCGCCGGUUGCACCAGCAACUUCACCGUGCAGAACCGGCAGAUGGGCUGCAUACGCGAGAUCCGGGAGAAAGUGGACAAGUCCAAAGUGCUGGUGUUGUUAAGCGGCGGCGUCGAUUCCACAGUGUGUACAGCCCUGCUGAAUAAAGCUCUAAACCAGGACCAAGUGAUCGCCGUCCACAUCGACAACGGCUUCAUGAGGAAGAGGGAGAGCCAGAGCGUGGAGGAGGCACUCACCAAACUCGGCAUUAAACUCAAAGUUGUAAACGCAGCGCACACGUUCUACAACGGCACCACGACGCUGCCCAUCUCCGAGGAGGAUCGCACACCCAGGAAACGCAUCAGCAAGACCCUCAACAUGACCACCAACCCCGAGGAGAAGAGAAAGAUCAUCGGCGACACCUUUGUCAAGGUGGCGAACGAGGUGAUCGGCGAGAUGAACCUGAAGCCGGAGGACGUGUAUCUGGCGCAGGGCACGCUCAGACCCGACCUGAUCGAGAGCGCGUCUCACUUGGCCAGCGGCAAGGCUGACGUCAUCAAAACUCACCACAACGACACCGAGCUCAUCCGCAAGCUCCGAGACGAGGGGAAGGUAAUCGAGCCACUGAAAGAUUUCCACAAAGACGAGGUGCGAGCGCUGGGCCGAGAGCUCGGGCUCCCAGAGGAGAUCGUCUCCCGACACCCUUUCCCCGGUCCCGGUUUGGCCAUCAGAGUGAUCUGCGCUGAUGAACCGUACGUUUGCAAAGACUUUGCCGAAACCAACAACAUCCUAAAAAUCAUCACAGACUUCUCCGCCAGCGUUAAGAAGCCGCACACACUGCUGCAGAGAGUGAAGUCGUGCAUAUCGGACGAGGAAGAGGAGAAGCUGAUGCAAAUCACCAGCCUUCAUUCACUAAAUGCCUUCCUGCUGCCAAUUAAAACCGUCGGUGUCCAGGGUGACUCGCGGUCGUACAGCUACGUAUGUGGGGUGACCAGUAAAGAAGCUCCUCACUGGGAAUCGCUCAUGUUCCUGGCCAGACUCAUCCCUCGCAUCUGUCACACCAUCAACAGAGUCGUGUAUGUUUUCGGGUCGCACGUAAAGGAACCUCCCACAGACAUCACUCCCACUUUCCUGACCACAGGCGUACUGAGCACGCUCAGACAGGCCGACUUCGUGGCCCACUCCAUCCUCAGGGAGUCGGGCUACUCGGGUAAGAUCAGUCAGAUGCCCGUCAUCCUCGUGCCGCUGCAUUUCGACCGUGACCCGCUGCAGAAGCAGCCGUCCUGCAGGCGCUCCGUCGUCGUCAGAACCUUCAUCACCAGCGACUUCAUGACGGGCAUCGCCGCCACGCCGGAUAAUCACAUCCCCGAGGAGGUGGUGCUGAAGAUGGUGAGCGAAAUUAAGAAGAUCCCGGGCAUCUCCAGAGUGAUGUACGACCUCACGUCCAAACCUCCGGGAACCACAGAGUGGGAGUAGAGAAGAGCGAUGGACUCUCUGGGCUCUCCUCCUCCUCCAUUUCUCUCUCUCCCUCUCUCUCUCUCUCUUUUUCUGGACUUCCUCCUCCCCUUCCUAUUCCUUCAUCCUUCCAUGGCCAUGUUUCCAAACUCACCAACAAGCUCUCCACCCUCAGAGAACAUGACAUUCCCUACAACAGCAGCCAGUACUGUGAUUAACACACACACACACACACACACACACGCACGAAGCCGCUUCUUCGACACAGCCUCAUUUUCUGGGGCUUGUUAUUAUUAUUAUUAUUAUUAUUAUUAUAAUUAUUAUUAUUAAGCUGGUUAUUUGUUUAUUAUUUCAGCGAUUAGUCGUCUGUGUCUCAUAUAUUCGGCGGUCAAGGCUUUGAGGCUUACAGAAAUAAACUAGGGAUGCGUCGAUAAAAUUCAUAAGGAAAAAAAAGAGUUAACUUUAGUGUUAAGUAAUCAGGGCGUCGCGGAACGUUUUAUUUAGCUGUGUAUAUGUCUGUCGAUGUGGCGUUCUGCUGCCAAUGAACUCCUCUCGCCGAGUUUCACGUGUAAGACGUGAUGCCGUUUAAACGGUGCGUUUAAUAGAGAGCGCUCACUAUUAAAGACACUGUUUAAACAUUAUUAAUAUGUUCGCGCAGGUUACUUGUAUCGUAGGACGAUGCCGAUGCUAGUAUCGGUAUUCAUGCAUCCCUGGAAAUCACACACACACAUACACACUCUCUCUCUCUCUCUCUCUCUCUCUCUCUCUCUCUCUCUCUCUCUUUCUAGUAUGAGUUUCUCAUCACUACUAUUUUCUGCUUUCAUUCUCCACAUCAGCUUUAUUCACCUCAUAUCCUUCUGCAUUACUAACUCACGUGACCAAUUAUCUUGAUUUGCCAAAUAGAGCUGGUUGACAUUAAGGGCACUUAAAGAACUGCCACUGAUGACUUUUCUUUUUUUUUUUUAAUUUUAUUUUAUUAUUAUUAUUUUGAGAUCUGCGAAACGUGCUGUGAAGGAGCUUCUCCCGGUGUGGUCGAGCUUCCUAGACUUUGUGCCUGGUUCUUUUGUCCUUUUCUCGUUUUCUGGUCUUGUUUUUUUUUUGUUUUUGUUUUUCUCCUUCAGGGAUGUGAAGAACAGAACUAACACAUGCUGCAUAUUUUUCUUUUGCGUCGACCUUGAGAAAGUAUAUUUGUGUCUGCUUCUGUGCGAGUGUGUGAGAAGGGGAGCAUCAUUUGCACAUUUAACCAUAUUUUGUGUUUUUGUUUUGUUUGUUUUUGUUUGUUUUUGGUUUACCCAUAAGGCCUUGGUGCUUUUGCUUCCAGUGUAGCGUCUCCCGAUGCUGGACGUAGGAAGCUUUAGCUGAGGGAUGGGGAAAGGGGCUUAGCUUUGAUCACAUGAUCCCAUUAACACGUUUUGAGAGUCGUGUUUUGUUUUUUUGUUUAGUUUGGUUUUUUUUUUUCCAUCUGUAGAAAGUGGGAGGGGCUACAAGUCGGUUCUGUUAACUAUACGUGGAGGUUUGUUUAGGGCGAAACCAGAAAUCUAUGCCUGAUGUAGAUAAGAUUUGAAGUGUCGUAACAAUGAGUAACAAUGCCUAGCUAUUUAUUGUCUUCGUACGUCUCAUUACACGAUCCUCGUUUCAACGGCAAGCGGAAAAAAAAAAAAAAAACGAUGCAAGGGUGGACUUGUUCCUUGUCUUAAUUGCAAACUUUGUUCUUAUCCUCUCUCUCUCUCUCUCUCUCUCUCUCUCUCUCUCUCUCUCUCUCUCUCUCGCUCCGUCUUUGCCUCCGUCUCUCUCCCUCUCUCUGUCUCUUGCCUUUUUACGUGUACAUUUACAUGCGUCUACUCGAAAGAAAAUACUAUUAAUAUGAAUUUAAAUUCAGUAGUGGGUUCAGCUGCAAUCUCACAUGGUGUUCGGUUUGAUUUAUGCAAUUCUUUUUUUCUUUUGUAUAAAAAUGAACAAAAAGCUCUUUUUUUUUUUUUUUUUUUUCCUUCUUCUUCUUUUUUUUCUUUUUUUUUUUCUUUUCUUUAGUAUUGUGCCUCAAAACCAAGCCACUGCAUGCAGUUUCCAGAAGAACUGACGUUUGUAUAAUGAGAUCUGAGCUUUAAUAAAGAAGUCCAUGUACGA
Molecule: messenger RNA, 4370 nt
Organism: Ictalurus furcatus (blue catfish)
Lineage: Eukaryota; Metazoa; Chordata; Actinopteri; Siluriformes; Ictaluridae
Gene: gmps
Product: guanine monophosphate synthase
Exons: 16
Coding region: 189-2267 (692 amino acids)
Biological process (GO): GMP biosynthetic process
Cellular component (GO): cytosol
Molecular function (GO): ATP binding; GMP synthase activity; GMP synthase (glutamine-hydrolyzing) activity
Source: RefSeq, a predicted model, not a curated record